Molecule: messenger RNA, 3713 nt
Organism: Macrosteles quadrilineatus (aster leafhopper)
Lineage: Eukaryota; Metazoa; Arthropoda; Insecta; Hemiptera; Cicadellidae
Exons: 21
Coding region: 1-3540 (1179 amino acids)
Biological process (GO): lipid transport
Molecular function (GO): lipid carrier activity
Source: RefSeq, a predicted model, not a curated record
AUGGACUACAGCUAUCGACAGCAGAAACUGUUGCAAAAUAAUGAAGUUCCACAGAACACAUUUAAAGGACUUUACCCCGAGGGGCAAGAAGUUCUGUACAGCUACUCUGCAGUGGUUACAACUGGAACUAAGUCUCCGGCACCGUUUGUGUCUCAGUUCAAUUUGACUGGAAAUAUUAAAGUGCAGGGAUUCAAGAAUAGAGCCAGAGUACAGUUUGUCAACUUGAAGUUUGUUUCGUAUAGUGGUGAUUUAGCAGCUGAAAAGAAGUUGAAAAUAUCCAAACUACCAGACAAUGCAGCGACAUUGUAUCAACCAUUUGAUAUAUAUUACAAAGAUGGUCAGGUUUCCAAAUUAGAAAUGUCAUCGGAAACGCCAAUGUGGUCAAGAAGUAUAAAGCAAGCUGUUAGUGGUAUUCUGCAGUUUGAUCUACCAAAAAUCAACAUUGAGGAAUAUUCUGCUUUUUUGUCAACUGAACAAAGUAUACACGGACUCUGUGCAGUGUUGAAUUCAGUAAAACCGCACAAAAACAAGCUUCACAUCACAAAGUUUUACAACACAAGAGACUGCCUUGGAGACACUGCGGAGUGGUCUAAUGUGGAAACUGAACCUGGAUGUUUGAAUUUUAAUCCUCUGACUAAUAAUUUGGAGUCUACUAGCCAAAAGACUUACAGGGUGACUCCCUAUGGUGAAGAUACUCUACUCAUAAGAGAAGUAUUCACAGAAGGCAAAACCCACAGAUUCCUGAGAGGAAACUCAAAUUCUUCUCAUUACAUUACUGUUAGCCAGAAGUUGCAACUUGUAUCAAUGAAUGGUAUCACCAGAGUUGUCGAUAUUCCUAACCCCGAGGAAAUACACAGUCUAGAAUUUAAAUCUGGACAGUUUGAUUCUUUUAAAUUUUCCACCAAUGAAGAUUUAAAUAAGGUUGUGAAAAAGGUACAGCACCUACUUCCCACAGUUCGCUCACAAUUGGAGGGAAUAAACUCUUUACUGUCAGAACAAGUUGGAGCUCAGGAACCACAUCUGGUCCCGCUGGUGAUCACGUACUUGCGUAAACUGGAUAUUGGCUUGCUACAGCAACUGUACGACGAGUUGGAGAAAAAUAAUGACAUUACAUCCAUUGACAUGUUGAUCAAAAUACUACCCUUGGUUGGAAGCCAGGAUUCAGCUUUGUUUCUUAUAAAUUUAGCGAAAGAAUAUAAAGUGAAUGAUUACGAGGCUGAACUUCUAAUUUCAUCGUUGCCAUUUCACCUUCGGCAACUGUCCGAGGAACACCUGUCGAAGUUUGAGGGACUCUUAAAUCUUCCUGGACACACAAAAACCGAUGUGAGGAAUGCAGCAAUUUUAAGUUUUGCAACUCUAAUUUACGAAACAUGCAAGAGUGGAAGAUGCAAUCCGAAGACCAUAAACAAAUACACUCUUCAGUUUAUAGAAAACAGCAAGGAAUACCUAAACCAGUUAGUUUAUCUGGCUGGCCUGAGCAAUCUACACUUGGAGAAUCUCGUAGGGAUUGUGGAGCCUCUGAUCUCUGGAGAAGACCCAGUGUCCAGUGAGACUGUCAAAGUGUUUGGAUUGCGAGCUGUGUUCCCAGUGGUUGCUGCAAAUCCUGAUAAGGCUUACAAGAUAUACUGGCCUGUUAUUAUAAACCCUGAUAACACUCUGGAACUAAGGGCAACGGCCUUGACUUUGUUGAUGGAGGCUCAGCAAGAAUUGUCAGUUUUUACUCAGCUUCAUCAGACUAUGACAGUUGAUGAGUGCAACUCUCACUUGCAUAACAUUUACUACAAACUGAUCAAAAGCUACUCAGAAGACAAGCAGCACUGCCAUUCAACUAGGAAACAUAUUGCUCAACAGAUUAUGAGAACAAUGAAGAAACCUGUUAUAUCCGAGAUUGCUUCCUCCUUUUAUGAGUUUUCUGUUGCUGAUGGGAAGUUGCGAGUGUUGUCAGUUGUUGGUUCAGUACCAGAAUAUGGAAGUUCUGCUUACAUUACUUACUCAUCUAAUUGUGAUGAGAAUCCUAUCACUUAUUAUUCAAUUUACAUUAAAUUAAAAGGAGUCAAAAUAGAAAUGCUGAACGAUAUUUUACAAACAAUUGUUCAUCCUUCAAAAGCAGCAGAUAUUCUGGUGAAACUGAUUCAACAUGAUCUGAUUCCUGAAAACUUUCAACUUGAGCUUAUAUUGUUAUAUCAACAACAAGUGGUCAGCUUGAGGAACUAUGAUAAAGACAACAUCGAUGGCUUACUUAAAGACUUGAUCAAUACAUUCCAAUCACAGAACAUCUUAAACCUCUCAGUCUUGCAUGCAUCCAGUUUCUUUAACAAGGAAACAUUUUUUGUCACUGAUAUUGGAUUUCCUGGAGUUGUAUCCUUGGAUUAUCCAAAUAUUUUCAGUUUCAAAGCUGAAAAAUCAUCAAGUGCCUCCACUCAAGAUGUGACUUUUGAUUUACGGUACUGGUCCCAAGGUUCAGCUGUUUUGAAAAUUAAGAACACAAUGGUAGACAUUUGGCAGGGCAUCAUAAACUCUCACAGCAGCCGUUUUAAUUUGCCUCUUCAUUUAGAAAUUAAACUUAGCGAUCACAUUUAUGUGACAUUGAAGCCAGCUUUGGAUAAAGAGAAUAACCACGUUGGGUUCAAAUGGCACACACAAACUGACAUAUUCACUGUGACCAACAGUGAGAACUAUGAUGCAUUAUCUGUGUCAUGUAACAACUGCAAACCUCUCUCUUCAGUGAAGGGCAAAAAAUCACAGACUGUUGAAAAUAAACUAGACAAUCUUUGCUAUAGUUUACACAGUAAGAUAUUUGACUGUGAAGAUGAUGGAAGCACCAACUUGUUAAGCUCUACUCCAGGUUUUGAGGCUCCAAAUCUACUAAACACCUUAGGAACGUUAUUAACUGCUGGAUUAUUCCUCCAAAAAUAUUUGCUUGGUCUGCCAAUUAGUGGAAGCUGUGGCUAUUCUACAGUUUACACUCCAAGUCAGGAAUAUUCUGUUUGCAUCAAGUCUCUUCAACAGAUAAACAAUGUAACUAUAAUGAUCGGAAAUUCCAUAUCCGAGGAGCGAUGUGCACCCAACAUUAUGGAAAUCUCUUUAUCGCUCGAUGGAUCGAGUGAAGGCUCCUACGACAAGGAACAGCUGAUGGGACAAUGUAAGCGGAAACUGGCGGCUGGGUUCGAGGCCAAACUCAAAGAACAGUUUAAAGGGAAGGUCAGCACUUGUGGAAUGGCGAAAUCAAACAGUUACGCUGACAAUCAGGAGUGGUGCGAUAAAGAAAUGAAACCUCAACUGUUGAGCUGCAUGCAGACAGAAAUGAAGAGAAGCCACCAAGAAAGAGUGAUGAAACUCAGCGCUAAGUUUAGUGAGUUACCAACAAGUUUAGAAGAUGCUUUUCUUCGCCUCAUUGCUGGAUCAGAUGCGGAAGUAACCAAGGAGGAAGAAAGUGAUACUAAUGAAACCGGUGCAACAUUUGUUGUAAAUCUUACAAAAAGUAAAUACUCCUUACAUUUGCCUCAUAAGCACAUUUUGUUCUCUAAUACUUUACAUUAGAGCUGAUUAAGCCAUUUAAUUAUUUAGCAACAAAAUACAAUUUAUAGAGAUAAUUUUCAGUUGGAUUUUUAUGAUGUUUUAGUUUUAACUAAGAUCUCAUUACCAGUAUUACAAUUACUUAUUCAUGAGUUCCAUGAUUGCUGGCACAAGAUGAAAUGUUUUGUUACUUUAAU